Babjeviella inositovora NRRL Y-12698 is the source of this 4989-nucleotide messenger RNA. RefSeq lists its product as uncharacterized. Bases 480 to 4898 code for a protein of 1472 amino acids. Gene Ontology annotation, biological process: transmembrane transport. The transcript has a single exon. Gene Ontology annotation, cellular component: membrane. Gene Ontology annotation, molecular function: ATP binding; ABC-type transporter activity; ATP hydrolysis activity. The record is from RefSeq and is a predicted model, not a curated record. Lineage: Eukaryota; Fungi; Ascomycota; Pichiomycetes; Serinales.
AUAUGCAGGACAGUUCGUGAUGUCUCUAAUUUGUCACAAAUUCUAUCCAAAGCCACCGACCAGUGCUCCUCCGAAAUACGAAAACCUCGCGUUUUAUAUUUCGCCGGUAUAAGUUUACAAGAGAGAGAUGAUGGUGCAGACCUCCGUCGAUCUACAGUUCUGUCUGAUUCCCCACGUUUAUUCUGCACGUACGAGCAAAAAUGCACCUUAGUUUGCCCGUCGUUCUGUCCCACGCAAGUUACCCUACGCCUGCAGUGAAUUUCUUUUUCUGUAUUCCUGACAUACAUUCUACCAAAUAUUAGUAAUAACCUUCUUAAGACAGAAUGGUUUCUUAAACUGACGUCACUUCCCGCCCUUCCUUCUGCCCUUCUACCUUUCCUUUCUCCUACCUCCCUUUCUUCUCUCGGCUCUGUAGCGUAUAUAUAUAGAGCCCUCGUCCCGCGUAGCGCCAUGUAGUUUUGCAGGCACCAUUAAGAGUAAUGUCCAGUCUCAAUAAUACGUCUAGUAGCAUGGACGAAGCAGAGAAGUACAAUGACUCUGCCAAAAAAGCCUCCGUGAGCCCACUUUCAGGCUCUGACUCACUGGAGCACGACUUUGUUGCCGACCCACACGCUAGAGACGAAGCCACCCGGAUUAUGACCAACCCCGCGAUUGUGGAGCGUUUGACCAGCUACACCGAGAGGUUGUCCCGCCACACCACGAGAGACCAGCCGAUUGUGAUUGACCCUGAAGACUUUGACUUGCAGUUGAUCCUCUCCUUGUUUGUGAAGCGUGCGUCUGCCCAGGGAAUCCAACUUCGCUCCUCCAGCGUCGCCUUCACCGAUGUGGCCGCCUACGGGAUUGACGAGUCCGUCUCUUUCGCCCCAACGGUGGGGAACAUCCUCAACCUCCCCGGCACAAUAAUCGAGCAGAUCAAGAAUCGCAGAACCCCGGAACGUAAGAUUCUCCACGAAAUGGCUGGGUUGGCCCAUAGUGGUGAGAUGGUGCUUGUUCUCGGGCGUCCGGGCGCCGGGUGUUCGUCCUUCCUCAAGACCAUUGGGGGAGAGACUGCCCAGUUCACUCACACGUCCGGUAACGUGUUGUACGACGGGAUUCCACAGGAAGACAUGUUGCGUGACUUCAAGUCCGACUUGAUCUACAACCCCGAGUUGGACAACCAUUUCCCGCACUUGACCGUCGACCAGACCUUGCGCUUCGCCAUCGCCUGUAAGACUCCAGAGCUCCGCGUCAACAAUGUGAGCCGUGAGAAGUUCAUCACUGCGAUGCGCGACCUCCUUGCGACCGUGUUCGGGUUGCGCCAUACCUACAACACCAAAGUCGGUAACGACUUAGUGCGGGGUGUGUCCGGUGGUGAGAGAAAGAGAGUGUCUAUCGCCGAGGCCCUUGCCGCCAGAGGCUCCGUCUACUGCUGGGACAAUGCCACCAGAGGGUUGGACGCUUCCACCGCGUUGGAGUUUGCCCAGGCGAUCAGAACUUCCACCAAUUUGCUCAAGUCGGUUGCGUUUGUAACCGCCUACCAGGCCGGUGAGCAGAUUUACGAGUUGUUUGACAAGACCAUGGUGUUAUACGCCGGGAGACAGGUUUAUUACGGGCCGGUGACCGAGGCCAAGAAGUACUUCGAGGACAUGGGCUUCCAGUGUCCCCCAAGACAGUCCACUGCCGAGUUCCUCACCGCCAUCACCGACCCCAUCGGGAGAUUCGCCCAGCCUGGGUACGAAAAGCGCGUGCCACACACCGCCGAGGAGUUUGAAAAGUACUGGCACGAGUCCCGCGAGUACGCCAAGUUGACCGGUGAUAUUGCCGCUCACAACGCCAAGGUCAAUGUCGACGAGACCAAGCGCGCGUUACACGCAGCGCAGAAACAAGAGAAGAUGAAGCACAACAGAGCCAAGUCUCAGUUCACCUUAACCUACUUGGCACAGUUGCGUUUGUUGACUAUCAGAGGGUUCCAGCGGAACUGGGGUGACAAGGCCUACACCAUCACCCAGGUGGCAGCUGCUAUAAUCCAAUCGUUGAUCACUGGGUCUUUGUACUGGAAGACACCUGAGGGGACUUCCGGUGCGUUUUCGCGUGGUGGUGUCCUUUUCUUUUCAUGCUUGUAUUUUUGCUUCAUGGGUAUCGCCGAAAUGGCCAACUGUUUCGCCAAGAGGCCGAUCGUCCAGAAACAGAAGUCGUACUCGUUCUAUCACCCGUCUGCCGAAGCCUUCUCCUCGGUGUUGACUGAUUUCCCCACCAAGCUUAUCACCAUCAUUUUCUUCUCCAUCAUCUACUACUUCUUGACCAACCUUGCGGUUGACGCGGCCAAGUUUUUCAUUUUCUUGUUGUUCAUCGUGGUCUCCGCCUUGACCAUGUCGUCGUUCUUCCAGAUGAUUGCUGAGUUCAACCAGAGUUUUGCCGGCGCCAACGCUGUUGCCGGUUGCAGUAUCUUAAUGACAUUAAUGUAUGCCUCGUUCAUGAUCCAGAGACCAUCGAUGCACCCGUGGUUCAAGUGGAUCUCCUACAUCAACCCAUUGUUCUACGCCUUCGAAGCCAUCAUCACCAACGAGUUCCAUGGCAGGGAAAUGGACUGUGGCUCCUCGCUUAUUCCAAGUGGUGGUCAGUAUACCAGCAUCUCGUCUGUCUACAAGUCGUGUGCUUUCAAGGGCUCUGUGGUCGGCCAGUCUUGGGUUUCCGGUGAUGCCUACAUGAAGGUCAACUUCCAAUACAGCUACUCGCACGUCUGGAGAAACUUGGGCAUUCUCAUCGGAUUCUGGAUCUUCUUUACGUCUUUGAAGAUUCUUGCAACGGAGUACAAGAGUCCAAUGAAAGGCGGUGGUGACAGAUUAAUGUUCAAGAAGGGUACGUCCAAGGACACUGUGAUGAUCAUGUCUGCAACCAAAAAGACCAGUGAUGUGGAAAAUGGUAACAAUGCUAUGUUUGACAACGCUCCGCAAAGAAUCUCCACCGGUGCCAGAAAGGUCUUUGAAGACUUGGGUGGCGAGGACGUGUUUAUGUGGCAGAAUGUUGACUACGUGAUCGACAUCAAGGGCGAAAAGCGUAAGCUUUUGGACAAUGUUCAGGGCUACGUUAAGCCAGGUACCUUGACCGCGUUGAUGGGUGAAUCCGGUGCCGGUAAAACCACUUUGUUGAACGUCUUGUCUCAGAGAGUCGACAUGGGAGUCAUCACUGGUGACAUGCUUGUGAAUGGUAAGCCGAUCGACAACUCUUUCCAGAGAAGAACCGGUUACGUGCAGCAGCAGGAUUUGCACGUGUCUGAGUCCACUGUGCGUGAGUCGCUCCGUUUCUCUGCCAAGUUGCGCCGUCCAACCUCCAUCUCUGAUGAGGAAAAGUUUGAUUAUGUCGAGAGGAUCAUUGAGAUCUUGGGUAUGACCAACUACGCCGAUGCCAUUGUCGGUGACGUUGGCUAUGGGUUGAACGUCGAGCAGAGAAAGAAGUUGUCUAUCGGUGUCGAGUUAGUUGCCAAGCCCUCUUUGUUGUUGUUUUUGGACGAGCCAACUUCUGGUUUGGAUUCGCAGUCCGCCUGGGCUAUUGUCAAGCUUAUGCGCGACUUGGCUAACGCCGGGCAGGCCAUUUUGUGUACCAUUCACCAGCCGUCGGCUACUUUAUUCGAGGAGUUUGAUCGCCUUUUACUCUUGAAGAAGGGCGGCCAAACCGUCUACUUUGGUGAUAUCGGCAAGCACUCCCAGGUCCUUUUGGACUACUUUGAGAGAAAUGGCGCCCGCCAGUGUGGGCGCUCGGAAAACCCAGCUGAGUAUAUCUUGGAGUCUAUUGGGGCCGGUGCUACCGCCUCUGUGCACGAAGAUUGGUUCCAAAAGUGGGUCUCCUCGCCAGAAUACGCCGAUACCACCGAAACCAUUUCCAAAUUGAUUCAGGAAACUUCCCAGAUUGUCUCCCAGACCCCUACCGAGCAGUUGAACAGCACCUAUGCCGCUCCUUACCUCGUGCAGUUGAAGACAGUGCUUGGUAGAACCAUGAUCCAAUUCUGGAGAUCUCCAGACUACAUCAUGUCUAAGCUUGUGUUGAUGAUUUUCCCUGGUUUGUUUAUCGGCUUCACGUUCUGGGCGCUCAAGAACACCUUGACCGGUAUGCAAAACGCCGUCUUUGUUGCGUUCUUGUCUGUCGUGACCUCCACGCCGUUGAUUAACCAGAUCCAGGAUCGUGCCUACGCCUCGAGAGAGUUGUUUGAAGUGAGAGAAAGCAAGUCUAACACCUACCACUGGUCCACAUUGUUGCUUUCGCAGUUCAUCACUGAGCUUCCAUACUGCAUAAUCGGCUCCACUUUCUUCUUCUGCUGCUUGUACUUCCCAUUGAGAAUCGACAACAGUGCGCUCUUUGCUGGUAAUUACUUCUUGAACUACUCCAUCCUCUUCCAAUUGUACUACGUGUCUUUCGGCUUGCUUGUGAUUUACAUUUCUCCUGAUUUGCCAUCUGCCAAUAUCAUCUCCGCCUUGUGUUUCACCUUCAUGAUUUCCUUCUGUGGUGUCGUGCAACCAUUUAAGUUGAUGGGCUGGUGGAAGUGGAUGUACCACGUUUCCCCAUACACCUACUUUGUUGCGAACUUUGUGAUGUUGGUGUUGCGUGACAGAAAGGUUGAGUGUUCCUCCGUCGAGAUGGCUUACUUCAACCCACCAAAUGGCCAAACCUGUCAGGAGUAUGCAGGUAACUACAUUACUGACAAUUCUGGUUACUUGAGCAAUCCUGAUGCCACCUCUGCUUGUGGCUACUGUAGCUACAAGUCUGGUGAUGAGUACUUGAAGGCUAUCAAUACCAACUUUGGACAGCUCUGGAGAAACUUUGGGUUGCUCUGGGUCUACAUUUUUUUCAACAUCUUUGCCAUGGUGCUUACCUACUGGCUCUUCCGUGUCAAGAAGUUCUCCUUCGGUAAGAAGAAGGCUUAGGCGGGAACCUUCCUGUUUCAUUAGUCUCUACGCGUUGACCAGGGGACGCGAGACAGGGUUUCUCUUGUGUUUCAUUUUUAUUCCUUAUGCC